Molecule: messenger RNA, 1431 nt
Organism: Acanthisitta chloris (rifleman)
Lineage: Eukaryota; Metazoa; Chordata; Aves; Passeriformes; Acanthisittidae
Product: keratin, type I cytoskeletal 23-like
Molecular function (GO): structural molecule activity
Source: RefSeq, a predicted model, not a curated record
AUGACACAAUCUUGUUGCUGUAGUCAUUCAUCGAAGGGAAACUCCCACAGGAAAAGGCAUAAAGCUGCUCAGGGAAGGCGAAGAGGCUGCACAGUGCUAGGCAGCCAAACCCAGGCUUCGAUUCACACAGAGCUAAGCAUGAGUACCAGCCAAGGCCCUUUCCAGUUUUUUUCUGGGUCCCUCAGGGGUAGUUCAGGGUGUGGUUUGGCCCAGCCAGGAGCUCCUUACAGACCGUCAGGUGCAGCCGGUGGUGCCAGCAGCACACAUCCCUUCUCCUCCGGCAGACCCCUCUGGCUGGCUGCUGCAGGAGGGGCUCCCUGGGGAGGCUUCGGCGAGCACCAUGGGGAAAGCAUCUUCCUGGGGGGGAAUGAGAAACAGACCAUGCAGAACCUGAAUGAGCGCUUGGCUGCCUACCUGGACAAGGUCCGUGCCUUGGAAGCAGCCAACGCUCAGCUGGAGAGCUGCAUCCUAGAGUGGCACAGGACAAAGUCUCAUGGCAAGAGGCAUGACUUCAACCAGUACGAGCAAAACGUCACUGACAUGCAAAGACAGAUUGAGGAUGGCAAGAUCACCAAUGCCAGUAUCCUUUUACAAAUCGACAAUGCCAACAUGGCCUCGGAAGACUUCAGGCUCAAAUACGAAGCAGAGAAGUGCCGCAGGCAGGGAGUGCAGUUGGAUGUGGAGAACCUGCGCAAGGAGCUCGACGGCCUCACCAUCAUCACCACAGACCUGGAAAUGGAAAUCGAGGGCUUGAGAGAAGAGCACAUCCUCAGGAGGAAAGACCACGAGGAGGACAUGGAAGCCAAUCGCUCCUCACAGGACUUCAAAGUCAAUGUCAAAGUGAACACAGCUCCUCCCGAGGACCUGGGCAAGAUCCUGGCAGGAAUCCGAGAGGAUUACGAGGCCAUCAUUGAGAAGAAUCGCCUGAGCCUGGACAACUGGUACAAAGAACAGAGCUCAGCCACGUCCCUGGCAGCAGCCCCGAACCCCGAGCAGAUCCAGCGCAACGAGAGCGAGAUCAAGGAGCUCACACGGACUCUGCAGUCCCUGGACAUUGAGCUGCAGGCUCAGAUGAGUAAGAAACACAUGCUGGAAGACACCUUGGCCGACACUCGGAAUUACUAUGCUGCUGCACUGCAGAACAUGCAACAGAUCAUCUCCAAGUGUGAGGAGGACCUGACCCAGGUUCGGCACGACAUGAAGCAGCAAAAUAACCAAUACAAGGUUCUUCUGGGGAUCAAGACCCGCCUGGAGAAGGAGAUUUCCACGUACCGCCUGCUGCUGGAAGGGAAUGCUGACGGGACAGCAAGAGAUUCUGAAGCUAAAGACCACGCCGGGCUGAGCGGCCGGAAAAUCAAAGCCAUUGUCCACGACAGUGUGAACGGGCAGGUGGUGUCCUCCACCAUCAACGAGAUCCCCCCACAGGCCUGA